AUGGGUUGGCUAACUAAAAGUUUAAAAGGGUCCAGCUCCACCCAUAGAAUCUCAGAAGGUCGAUAUCAUGACAGAUAUGAAAACGAAGAAAUUAUGGAGGAGCCUCCUUCUACAGAGGAUGCAUUGUCAGACGUUGAUCAGGAAGAAAUUGACAGAGCUAUUGCGUUUUCCCUUGUUGAAGAAGAUGAGAGAAGUGCACUUUCCCUUGUAGAAGAUGACAAAAAAAAGUGCACGUUCAAGUGUAUGAAGAAGAAGGCUCUGUUUCUGAACCUUCAGUAA
Lactuca saligna is the source of this 279-nucleotide messenger RNA. The record is from the annotation of a GenBank genome assembly. NCBI's taxonomy places the organism in Eukaryota, Viridiplantae, Streptophyta, Magnoliopsida, Asterales, Asteraceae.